Molecule: messenger RNA, 5251 nt
Organism: Ictalurus punctatus (channel catfish)
Lineage: Eukaryota; Metazoa; Chordata; Actinopteri; Siluriformes; Ictaluridae
Gene: pan2
Product: poly(A) specific ribonuclease subunit PAN2
Exons: 26
Coding region: 108-3692 (1194 amino acids)
Biological process (GO): mRNA processing; nuclear-transcribed mRNA poly(A) tail shortening
Cellular component (GO): P-body; PAN complex
Molecular function (GO): nucleic acid binding; protein binding; poly(A)-specific ribonuclease activity
Source: RefSeq, a predicted model, not a curated record
UGUGUUUUUGUUUUGAAUGGCAAGAGGAUGUGCAUGUAGGAGCUAGCUGGGCUAAUCUCGAUUGUCUGUGGAAGUAUGAUAAUUACCUGGCCAGCAGGACCACACUCAUGAUGAACUUCGACGGUAUGGACCCGGGACUGGGCGAGUACGCGGCCGGCCUGCACGGUGGCCUGGAGCCCGGGCUGGACCCGGCUCUGGACCCGGCGCUGCUGCAGGCCGUGGAGCUGGACCCGGACGCCAUGGCCGUGCCCGUGGUCGAGGGCAUGUACUCCGAGCUGCACAGUGUGGCAUCCGAGGUCGGAGUUCCAGUCACAGCGACCCACUUCGACUUGCAGGAAGAGCUGCUGUGGAUCGGGAACCACCGGGGACAUGCAAGCUCCUUUUUUGGGCCCACGAUGGGGCGUUACUCCUCUUUCCAGGUGCACCUGGCUGAUGACAUCCGCCAUAUUCAGAGCAUGGACACCAGCGUCCUGUUUUUGACUAAGAGUAACCUCAAGUGCCUUACACGCGGAGGCCUCAUCAUGUUCGACUACCCGAUGGAGGAGGGUGUUGACAUGCACAGUUUGCUGCUCACUGACAAUAACACGCUGUUGUUGGGAGGCUUGCAGAACUAUGUGACCGAGGUGGAUCUGAACACCGUGCAGGAAACACAAAAAUUCACCGUGGAGAUCCCUGGCGUGGCCAUCAUGAGGCAGUCCAAUCGUUUCUUCUUUUGUGGACAUACGUCAGGAAAGGUGUCUUUGCGAGAUCUGCGCACCUUUAAAUUGGAGCACGAGUUUGACGCGUACUCGGGCAGCCUUUCCGAUUUUGAUGUUCAUGGCAACCUGCUGGCGGCGUGCGGUUUCUCCAGCCGUGGCCUCAACGGCCUGUCAUGUGAUCGCUUCCUAAUGGUGUACGACCUGCGCAUGAUGCGAGCUGUUACCCCUCUGCAGGUGCACGUGGAUCCGCUGUUCCUCCGCUUCAUCCCUACCUACACUUCCCGACUGGCCAUUAUCUCCCAGACAGGUCAGUGUCAGUUCUGCGAGCCCACAGGUCUGGCUAACCUGGCUGAUAUUUUCCACGUGAACACAGUAGGCCAGCUGCUAAUGAGCUUCGACGUGUCGAGCAGUAAGCAGGCGCUGGCUUUCGGAGACUCGAGCGGUUGUGUGCACCUGUGGUCCAGCGCCCCCGAUGUCUCCUUCAACGACUACUCCAGAGAGACGGAGCUGGCACUGCCGUGCCUCGUAGACUCACUGCCCCAGCUGGACUGGAACCAUGAGCUGGUUCCCAUUUCUCUGGUGCCCAUGCCACUCACCAGCACAGAGCCUCUUCUCUCAGACUGGCCCAGCAACCUCAUCACACCCAGCCCCAGACACGCACCUGCCGUUGACCCAGAGAUUUUGAGGACGAUGAAGACUGUCGGGUUUAUUGGAUAUGCCCCGAACCCUCGUACACGCCCCAGAAAUCAGGUUCCUUAUAAGAUAAAGGAGGUGGAGCUGGAGUAUGACAGCUAUAACCAGGUUCCAGAGUCUCCAAUUGGACGAGAUGAGGAGCCACACCUUUACAUGGUGCCAAAGAAGUACAGAAAGGUCACCAUCAAAUACUCCAAACUGGGGCUGGAGGACUUUGACUUCAAGCAUUACAACAGAACUCUGUUUGCUGGUUUGGAGCCUCAUAUACCCAAUGCUUACUGUAACUGUAUGAUCCAGGUGUUGUAUUUCCUGGAGCCAAUUAGAUGCUUGGUGCAGAAUCACCUGUGUCAGAAGGAGUUCUGUUUGGCCUGUGAGCUCGGCUUCCUCUUUCAUAUGCUGGAUCUGAGCAGAGGAGACCCCUGCCAGGCCAGUAAUUUCCUGCGGGCGUUCCGGACCAUCCCUGAAGCGUCGGCUCUCGGCUUGAUCCUGGCCGAUUCUGACGAGCAGACGGGCAAAGCCAGGCUCGGUCGCCUAAUCCAGAGCUGGAACUGCUUCAUCCUCACACAGCUGCAUCAGGAAACUCAGGAGCAGGAAGGACCUCAGGCUUACAGAGGGACCAGCAGUACACUGGGUUCCUCAGGGGAGUCAGUGAUCGGCAGGCUGUUUGGCUGUGAGGUGGAGAACAGUAGUCUCUGUCGCUGUGGGAAGGAGACGGUGCGCUCCUCACUCACCCUACUCUUCACCAUGCACUACCCUGAGCACAGCUCCCUUGAAAAGUUCCCAGAAUAUAACUUUGCUGACAUCCUGAAGAAGAGCAUCUGUCUGGAGCAGAGCACACAGGCCUGGUGUGAAAACUGUGAAAAAUAUCAGCCCACAGUGCAGACAAGGAACAUCCGUUGUCUGCCUGAUGUGUUGGUGGUAAACUGUGAGGUGAACAGUGUGAAAGAAGCAGAGUUCUGGAAAGCCCAAGCUGAGUACUCCUUCAACAAGGCACUGAAGAAAGAAGCUGCAGAGCCACCAAAGCCCAAAGAGCCUCUUCCUACAGAGUGGUGCUUAGAGGAUGAGGUCGGCAAUGCGGAAGGUUUAACCUUUGACACACGAGCAGAGGACCUGAGGCAUGUGUGGAUUCCACAGAGUCUAAAGAUGUGCAUUAAUAAGACACACGGUCUGGAGGUGUGCAGCUGGCUCGAGACUGAUGAGUUAAGUCCAGAGGAAGAGUCUGAGGGCGCUGCUGUAUAUGACCUGGUGGUCACUGUGCCUCACAUUCUCGACCCCCGUACAGGUGGAAACCUGGUGGCUCAUAUCAAAGUGGGAGAGACGUACCACCAGAGGAAAGAGGGGGUCACACAUCAGCAGUGGUACCUCUUCAAUGACUUCCUGAUUGAGCCCAUUGAUAAGACUGAAGCGGCUCAGUUUGAUUUAAGCUGGAAGGUGCCGGCCAUCGUUUACUACGCCAGGAGGAACUACCAUACUAAAUAUGACCUGCGCAUUAAAAACCCGAUUGAAGCCAACGUCCUGCUGACAGAAGCAUCACUGGCCCGCAAACAGAGGAAGAGUCACGCUACAUUCAUCCCUCUGAUGGUGAGUGAGAUGCCUCAGGCUGGAGACCUUGUGGGACUGGACGCAGAGUUUGUCACGCUCAAUCAGGAAGAGGCGGAGCUACGAAGCGACGGUACCAAGUCCACCAUAAAGCCGAGCCAGAUGUCUGUGGCUCGUAUAACUUGCGUGAGGGGACAGGGGCCAAACGAGGGGGUUCCUUUUAUUGACGAUUACAUUUCAACACAGGAGCAGGUGGUCGAUUACUUGACUCAGUACUCGGGAAUCAAACCUGGUGACCUGGAUGCCAAAAUUUCUUCUAAGCACUUAACCACCCUUAAGUCCACUUACCUCAAACUCCGCUUCCUUAUCGACACCGGAGUUCGUUUUGUUGGCCACGGUUUACAGAAGGACUUCCGAGUCAUAAACCUGCUGGUCCUGAAAGACCAGGUGAUAGACACAGUCUACCUCUUCCACAUGCCCAGGAAAAGAAUGAUCUCUCUGCGUUUCCUUGCCUGGUGUUUCCUGGACUUAAACAUUCAGAGUGAGACCCACGACAGUAUAGAGGACGCACGCACCGCUCUGCAGCUGUACAGGAAGUACUUAGAGCUGAGCCGUGGGGGGCUGGAGGAGUUCCGGAAAGUGCUAAAGGGCCUUUAUGAAAAAGGACGUAAGCUAGACUGGAAAGUGCCAGAGUCAGACUCUGCAGACAGCCAGGGAAGCCCCAAAGGUACCGCUGUGUUCCCCUCAGUGCUCGGCUUAUGAUCAGAGUGAAAUUCCUUUUUUGCAGCAGUAACAUUCCAGCCAAAUGGACUAGCUAUUCUUCACUUAUCCAUCAAGGAGUCCUCGAUAUCCCUGACAAAGCCAGCUGGUUUAUCGCUAUAAUCAUUGCCUCGCUGUUACAAACACUGGAAAAGCAAACACCGAUUUAUACCACUUAUUUUGGGGAAAGUGAACAUGCAGUUGGGGGAAAAUGACUUGGUUUGAUGCAUUUGGAAUCAGUUCCCUUAGAUUGGUUUAACGGAAUAGUUUAACAAAAAAAAAGUGCACGUUUUUCACAUUACAAGACAUGUUUGGUAAUGUACAGUGAAUCUAAAAAAGUCUACACACCCCUGUUACAACUUUUAAUGCGAUACCUUUUAAUGUUGAUAUAGCAGCUAAAAAAUUAAGUGAAUAACAAAUACAAAUGUUUUAGGGAAGAAAAAUAAAAAAAUCUCGAAAUAACCAACCCCUUGUGAACACCCCUUAACUUAUACUUUGUUAAAGCACCCUUUGCUACAGCACUCAGGCUUUUUGGUUAAGAGUCUACCAACUUCGUACAUGAUUUGACAAUGUCCUCAAACUCUGAUAAUGUUUAAUUUCAUUUUAUUCAUUUCAUUUUGAUAAGACUUUUUAUAGACUCGUCGGUGAGUGUAUGAUUACAUUGACUACAUUUGUGGUAAUUAAAUUUUUGCUCAGAUUAUCCCUUUUAGCCUGCGUGGUUAAGACUCCGUGCUAAUGACGUGGGUUGAGUUUCCCAAAAGCAUAGCAAAGUUAAGAUUAUUUCAUCUUGGAAAUUAUUUCAUCUGUGUUCAGUGUGAUACUCGCAUUACUGUUUAACGAUGAUCUUUGUGCGGCAAUGCUUUUGGGAAACUCAGAACGGUGUGAGUUCAAAUCCCAGCACUGCCAAGAUGCCACCGUUGGGCCUUUGAGCAGGACUCUUAACUCUCAUCUGCUUGGCAAAACUGUAAGGCACUUGACGGCCCAGUGAGGAAUUAUAUCCAGGACUGAUAUAUUUGCCACUCCAGUGGGCUUAAACUACAUAUACUUACAUCUGCGUUCAUUAACUCAGCAAUUUACUGUUCUUGUUUGAGUCACUUUUUAUAAGCGAUAAAGCGUCUCAAAAUGACCAUUUAAAGAAAUGUUCAAAUUGUGUUGUUAUUAAAUAAUACCAGCAUUUUGGAAUCGGGUGAGCUAUCCACAUCGAGUCUAGUUUGAAGAUAAUGGCUAUUAGUGACACCUUUUGAAUGUGCUUAACGUGCAUAUUUUGAGAUUUUGUCUCUAUCUCUGACUUUUUUCCCCCCGCCGUAGCAUCACUAAUACAUCAUUUGAUGUAUGUUUCAGUCCUGGCUGUACACUGACUCCACAUCGUACCGGGACAAAUUUGCGUCAGCUUUUCCUGUUUUGACCUUCCUGUAGAGUCUGACAGUGCACGUACUGAAUUUUUGGUGUUCGUACAGGAAGCCAAAGCAAACAAACUGUUGUGGUGUUUUUUUUUUUUUGUAUUUUGUAACCAUGAUGUAUACUUUCAUAAUGAAGCAGCUGAAUAAAAAAUUUUUUGGACA